AUGGCCAUCAUCAAGGCAUUGGCAGGUGUCUGCCUCGCGGCCACUGUGCUUGCAAGCCCAACACCAACGGAGAACGAGCCUGCAAAGAUCGAGGCACGACAAGGAACUACCAAUGCUCCCAUCACCAACCAGAACCAACUCGAUGCUGCUCUCCGAAGCCUCAGCGCCGGUGCAACUGUCGGAACGGCCAUCUUGACCAACAUCGUCCCGGCCCCAGGUCCAUCCAGUAUCCCAGAAUUCGCUGCUCAGAUUCAGAAGAUCUCUGCCACCAACCCACGAGAUAUCUUCCAAAACGGCGCUGAGAUCCUCCUCGGAGGUCUGGCUGGUCCAGGAGACUUCCUCACGAUCGCCAAAGCCUAUACUAUUGAGAGCAAUGCCAACAAUAUCAACCUGCGCCCAGCUUUCCCACCUGUCUACCCAAGAAACGGUCCAAACGAUGCGCCAUACUCUUUGAGUGAAUCGCAGCUCAGACGAGCCAUUUACAUCCCACCGGAUUACACCUAUGGCCGCAAGCCACCGGUUCUGUUCCUCCCAGGCACUGGUGCACGCGCCGGAUCUAACUUUGGUCCUAACAUCGCGAAGCUGUUCCGAGAGCAGAAUGUUGCCGAUCCGGUAUUCGUGAAUCUGCCAGCUGAGAACUUGGACGACAUUCAGAACGCCGCUGAGUAUGUCGCUUAUGCGAUCAACUACAUUUCCCGCAUCAGCGGAAACCGCAAGGUCAACACAGUCUCCUGGUCCGCCGGCUCCGUCGACGCCCAAUGGGCCCUCAAAUAUUGGCCCUCCACACGCCCCAACGUCGCCAACAAAAUCAGCAUCUCCGGCGACUACCACGGCACAAUCCUCGCCCAAAUCCUCUGUCCAGGAUUCCCAACCCCAGGUUGUGUCCCAGCCGUCGCACAACAAAACUACAACAGCACAUUCAUCAAUACCCUCCGUAACCGCGGCGGAGAUUCUGCUUACGUCCCCACAACAAACAUCUACAGCAUCUUCGACGAAAUCGUCCAACCGCAACAAGACCCAAAUGCCUCUGGCGCCCUUCUCGGAGGUCCAAAUAUCGUUUCUAAUACUGAGAUUCAAAAUGUUUGCACCGCACUUUUGCCGGGUGGAGGGCCUAACGUCAACCACGAAGGCGUACUGUACAAUUCUCUCGCAUACGCUUUGGCGAAAGAUGCAAUUGUCAAUGGCGGACCUGGAAGGUUGGAUCGCAUUGAUACAAAGCUGGCUUGCUCGCAAUUUGCUGCGCCCGGGUUGACGCUUGCGGAUAUUUUGGCGACGGAGGCUUUGAUUCCUAUUGCGGGAGCGGCGAUUGUGGCUUAUCCGGAGAAGGUUGCGAAUGAGCCGCCGAUUAGAGCGUACGCGAGGGGGGAUGUUCCUGCGGGGGCUUAA
Molecule: messenger RNA, 1386 nt
Organism: Cercospora beticola
Lineage: Eukaryota; Fungi; Ascomycota; Dothideomycetes; Mycosphaerellales; Mycosphaerellaceae
Product: esterase/lipase family protein
Source: RefSeq, a predicted model, not a curated record